Molecule: messenger RNA, 483 nt
Organism: Pseudozyma flocculosa PF-1
Lineage: Eukaryota; Fungi; Basidiomycota; Ustilaginomycetes; Ustilaginales; Ustilaginaceae
Exons: 2
Coding region: 1-483 (160 amino acids)
Source: RefSeq, a predicted model, not a curated record
AUGCGCUUCGCCACCCUCCUCCCGCUCUCGCUCCUCGUCGCCGCAACGGCAACGACGGGCGCACCCGCCACCGCCUCUUCCGACGCCGUCAACGACGAGGCGGUGCAGAUCCCGCUCGCCGUGCCCUACCUGACCGAACCGCGCACCGUGACGUUUACCGUGCCCGACUCGCUCGCCCACCUCUUUGACUGGGCCAGCGACCACGCCACUUCGGCCAGGCAGGCCGCCGUGCAGGCUGCGGCGGGAGACGAGGGAGACAUCUGCCCCAAGAUGAAGGUCUCGUGCGUCAAGGACGGCAAGACGGUCGGCGAUAUCGGCAAGAAACCCUUCUGCAGGAACGGCGUUACUUGCGGACAGUGCCACCAAACCGAGAACACGGCAGAGUGCAACGCCAAGCACCUCGCCGAGUGCAAGGCCCAGUGCGAGGCCCAGGGCCCUCUGGGCGGCACCGCCCACCGCAUCAUGGCCGAGUGGUUCGCCUAG